AUGGAGACGUUGGAAAGUGCGCUGCGCGGCGUGCUGGCGUCGCUGCGUACGCACGCCGAGGGCCUCUUUGAUGACCUUGCAGAGAAUGCAGCGCUCGACCGCCAAGGCGGGAGCCGCGGCGCGAGCGUGCACACGCACCUCGCUGCGCUAGAUAAGCUCGAUGCCGAGCUCGGCGCGGUGCUCGGCAUGGCCGCGACGCAUCAGGCCAACGAGGCCCGCAUCGCCCCCCUCCUAAAAGAGAUCCAAGCGCGUGAUACCCUGCAGCGCACGAGCAUUGCCAAGGUCGCUUCGCUGCGUGCCGAGCUGCACGCGCUCGUGCUCGCCGCCGACGCGGAGCGCGACGAAAUGCAGCAUGCCGAGGACGACCCCCUCGACUACCACCGUGUGCUCGCAUACGCACAGCGCCUUGCGCGCUAUACCUCGGCGCCGCCCGGCUACCGUCUCGAGCCGCCCGAGGCGCCGGCCGCCGACGAUGCCCCCCUGCACCUCGCGCCCGAGUACAACCAAAAAGCCGCGCGUGCGGCGGGAUACUAUGACCCUGCGAUACCCCCCAUGCCCCAGGAGCUUCCCUUUCCUUCGGACCGCCUCAUGCGCCAAGGCAUUUUGUACGCGGACGCCGCGGGCGGCGUCCCGCCCCCCGAAGCGCCCGCGCCUGUACAAGAAACGAUCGAUGCGGCGCCCGCACCCGCGCCUGCGGCGCUCGAUACGUUUGCCAUGGACGACGAGGACGCCUUUGACCUCGACCUCAAUCCCCAUUACGAGGCGAGCGAGUCCGUGGCAGGUCCCCUGCCGACGACUGACGCCCUCGGCCUCGCCCCCGCCCUGACGCCGUCGGCAUAUAGCAGCUCCGUGCCCCGGUACGCCGAUACGAGCGUGCCGAGUGCGCCGCAGACUCCGGCACAUACGCAGCUUACACCCCAACGCUCACCAGAAUCGAAUGCGCCGUCGCCGCGCGUGUACGAUCGGACGGGCCAGGUGGGCAUCGGCGAGCUGGCGACUCCCCGCUGGUUCCAACAAAGCGUACCUGGCGCGACCCAGCGCUCGCCACAGGCGGCCUCGCCGAGCCGCGCGCGCAACAUACCCCCGGAAUCGCUCCCGGGCACUGCGCAGCAGACCGCCGCACGCCACGCGCGCGCGAUUUCCUACUCCAUGACGCCGGGCCAGCCCCGCAGCGAGCCGCGGGCGUCGCUGCCGACCUUUGCCUCGAUGCAGCAGCUGAGCGAGCUGGGCGUCGACGAGUCGUCGGACGCAUUCUUUAGCAGGCCUCUGCAGGAUACUUCCACCGCCUCGGCGCUGCCUACGCCAGGGCGGCGCGACGCGAGCGGGACGGGCCCUGCAUCGCCACAAGCCCGCGCGCGCAACGCGCCGCUGGGCAGCAUGCGCACGCCGGAUACGCGCGCGGACAAGGCACCGCAGCGCCGAUCGAACCGCAUCUCCUCGUCGUCGUUUGUGCCUGCGUUCCUGCGGGGAAACAGCGGCGACUCACAGAGCGCACGCAAGUUCCUGGGGCUCAGCUCGACAGACGUUCUGCGCAAGCUCGACGGGCUCAGCGUGUCGCCCCGCGGUCGCGACGUGCCGGAAAAGGAGGAGGGCGAUCAGAGCACACAGUCGCUUCCCGCCCGCAUGCUCUUUUCGUCGCCCAAGGACGGGAGCGACCCUUUUCGUGUGCACGACGCUGCGCGUGCGCCCAAUGCGUCGAGCGCAGAGGGGAGCACGAGCACGCAGGGCCCAGGUGCCGCGCCGGACGUGCACCGGCCCACGCGUGCGAGCGUCCCGACGGUGCACAGUGUAGGAGCAGCGCCAAGUGUCGUGCCGAGUGCCGCGCCGAGCGCCGAGCCGAGCACCGCACCGAGCACCGAGGCGCCGAGCGCGCCGCCGAGCGAGCCCCACACGUCGUACGCGCCAUCGAGCGAGGCCCACACGUUGCACGCGCCGCUGAACGAGCCCCGCGCAUCGCACCCACCCGCUCCUUUUCCUUCGGAUGCGCCCUCAUCUGGCGUGCCUGCUGCAGCCGAUGUACCGCCCGCAGCUGCGCCCCUUUCUGCACCGCUCUCGUCGGCGCCGGAUAGCCUCUCUCCCGUCGGCACGGCCGGCCACUCGGAAGAGGCGUUCCCCCCCCGCUCCCAGCUCGUCGACACGUCGCGAUGGCCGCGGCUCGACUCGACGUAUACCGACGCACGCCCCGAUUCGGCCGUGCAUGCGACGGCCGUCGCACCAGACACGUCGGCGACUCUCCCUCGUUCUGCCGUGCACGCCACGGCGCCGCCCGAGCUCUCUGCGGACGAGCUCGGUGUGAUUUCUGGCCCGACGCCUCGCGAUACACGCCGCGACUCGCGUACCCUGCGCCGGAACCGCGCAUCGAUGCAGACAGAGCCCGGCGAGGAGGACGAGCCGAGCGGGAGCCUCGCUGGCCGCCUCUCGCGCCGCUCGCUCGUGGCGCUCGGCGCGCUGUUCAAGGCGAGCCCUCGGCGCUCGGACGAUGCUCCGUCCGACACGCCUCCCAAGCCGCGCUCGCGCCUCUCGUUCCGGCGGCGGCGGCAGAGCAUGCCGAGCAAGCCCGACGGACUUGACGCACCGGACGCCACGCCGGUGCAGUCGCCCCCCCCCACGCUCCCUCCGAAAUCGACGCUGCGGCGGACCGAAGGCCAGGAUAAUGUGCCGCCCAUGCGUCAGGAGCCGUCCGCGUACCACACUGCCAAAGCGCAAGGUAGUCGCAUUCCCCGCGCAUCCUCCAUGAUGCGCCUCCUCUCGCGCAAGACGCCGGUCGACGAGCCGCGGCAGACGCCGUCGCGCAUUCCCCAGAGCACGUCGAUGCAGUCGGUGCGCACGCAGGAGCACGAGCCGAGUCUCCCGUCGGCAAAGAGCACGCACAGCGUGCACCGUGCCGAAGGCGAGACGCCGCUCAAGGCGCUCGCUCGCGCCCGGCAGCGGCGCACGUCGCCGGUCAAAGAAGAGGCCGUCAAGGUGCGCACGCUCCGCAAAGGCCAAAAUGCAGAGGCGGCCGACGCGCUGCGCCGCCAGCGCGCCGCGGCCGCCAAGACGCAGGUCGAGCGCAAGACACCGUCCGAGCGCAAGCCUGUGCCGUCCCGCGAGGAGCCGCCGCUGCGCUGGAACGUGCGCAAGAGCGCAACGAUGGCCGCGGCGCCAGCUGCGGCGGCCGCAGCGGCGGCGCCGGCCGCGGCGCCCGUGAGCCGCUCGCCGUCGGUGCGCUCCAUGCCGCGCUCGACGAGCGUGCACUCGCGCCUCUCGUCGCGCACGGCCGUGCCCAGCGCGCCGUCGCCGAUGAGCAUGGCCGCGCUGCGUCUCGACGACGAAAAGAAUGGCGACGCAGAGAUGGAGCGCCACAUUGCGCGUGUGCAGCAGCGCAAGCUCGCCGGCGGCGCGCGCCAGGACGAGCUCGACCAGCAGCUCGAGUUCCCCACGAGCGUCGCGCCGUCCAAGCGCUUGUCGCCGCGGCAGGCCGAAGUCAUCUACGGCAACCACCUCUGUCCUUACGAAGUCCAAGAGCUGUACGAGUACGAGUCGAUCUACUACGUUGGUUCUUUUGCACGACACAAGCACUAUGCGACGCCGGAUAAGCCGGAUCGCAACUUUGGGUACGACGACGAGCGCGGCGACUACGAGGUGAACCUGCGCGACCACCUCGCAUUCCGCUACGAGAUCGUCAAACUGCUGGGCCGCGGCUCGUUCGGGCAGGUCCUGCAGUGCAAGGACCACAAGACGGGCGAGCAUGUGGCGAUCAAACUCAUCCGCAACAAGAAACGCUUCCACCAUCAGGCGCUCGUCGAGGUGAAGAUCAUGGAGAGCCUGACCAAGUCGGAUCUCGCGGGCGAGCACAACGUCGUGCACAUGACCGACUCGUUCACCUUCCGCUCGCACCUGUGCGUCACGAUGGAGCUGCUUAGUAUCAAUCUGUACGAGCUGAUCAAGGCAAACAGCUUCGAGGGAUUCUCGCUGCACUUGAUCCGCCGCUUUGCGAUGCAGACGCUCCAGUGCCUCGAGCUGAUGCGCGCCGCACGCAUCGUGCACUGCGAUCUAAAGCCGGAAAACAUCCUGCUCAAGCACCCGCGGCGCAGCGAGAUCCGCGUGAUCGACUAUGGCUCGAGCUGCUACGAAAACGAAAAGGUGUAUACGUACAUCCAGUCGCGUUUCUACCGCUCGCCGGAAGUGAUCCUCGGCAUGGACUACAACAUGGCGAUCGACAUGUGGUCGCUCGGUUGCAUCCUCGUCGAGCUGCACACGGGCUACCCCAUCUUCCCGGGCGAGAACGAGCAGGACCAGUUGGCGUGCAUGAUGGAGGUCCUCGGCCUACCGGACCGGCACCUACUCGAAAAGAGCACGCGCCGCAAGCUGUUUUUCGACUCCACCGGCGCGCCGCGGCCCGUUGUCAACUCGCGGGGACACAGGCGCAGGCCCAACAGCAAGACGCUGGCGUCUGCAGUGCGGUCGCGCGACGAACUGUUCCUCGACUUUAUUGCGCAGUGCUUGGCAUGGGACCCAGAAAAGCGGAUUCGGGCAGACGCGGCAUUGCAGCAUCCAUGGUUUACGCAUCCGAUCGAUGCACAGGUAUCCUCGGCCAUUCCGCGCGCCCAGGCACCGCGGCGGCCGCGUGCGACCGAUGCCAAUGGCUCCCUUUUGCCGCGUGCAUCACUGCCGCCGGCCGCUGCGACAUAG
Messenger RNA from Malassezia japonica, 4674 nucleotides. It is a transcript of the gene POM1, whose product is annotated as dual-specificity kinase. The record is from RefSeq and is a predicted model, not a curated record. The coding region runs from base 1 to 4674 and encodes 1557 amino acids. The transcript has 3 exons. NCBI's taxonomy places the organism in Eukaryota, Fungi, Basidiomycota, Malasseziomycetes, Malasseziales, Malasseziaceae. Gene Ontology annotation, biological process: peptidyl-serine phosphorylation; peptidyl-threonine phosphorylation; regulation of transcription by RNA polymerase II. Gene Ontology annotation, cellular component: mediator complex; cytoskeleton; cytoplasm. Gene Ontology annotation, molecular function: transcription coregulator activity; protein serine/threonine/tyrosine kinase activity; protein serine/threonine kinase activity.